AUGUCGUUCCUCUUGGAGGAGAGAAGCGGUGUUAUCCCGUGUAAAACACCACGGGGAAACUGGUCCCAAACCACGGAGGAUGUAUUUAUUGAAGUGAAUGUACUCCGCGGGACGUCUGGCAAAGAAGUCAAAUGUAAUCUUGGAUACAAACUGAUAGAACUACACGUCAAAAAGGCAACAAUUUUUUGGGGGGCCAUUUUCGGCAUCUCUCUUGCUGAUGAAGGAACGUGGACAUUAGUGAUGUGUCUGAUCUGUAUCGUUCUGAUGAAGACGAACAGGGAGGGAGGUAACUGCUGGUCCUCUAUGCUAGAGGGAGAGUACUGUGCUGAUGCCUGGCUCCAGGACCAGAUGCAGAGGAAACUAACUCUGGAGAGGUUCCACAGAGAGAACUCUGGCUUUGACUUCAGUGGAGCAGAGAUCUCUGGGAACUUUGCAGGUGGUGGGCCAGCCUUCUACAGCUUGCAGAAGUAAAGUGACAUGUAACAGCAAGGUCGGACUCACCCACUGUAUGGAACGGAUGUGAAACGGCU
Molecule: messenger RNA, 530 nt
Organism: Oncorhynchus nerka (sockeye salmon)
Lineage: Eukaryota; Metazoa; Chordata; Actinopteri; Salmoniformes; Salmonidae
Product: nudC domain-containing protein 2-like
Exons: 7
Coding region: 1-471 (156 amino acids)
Biological process (GO): protein folding
Cellular component (GO): cytoplasm
Source: RefSeq, a predicted model, not a curated record